AUGAGAAGCAGUAGGAUCACUCUUGUUCCUGGCUACGGUCACACGACCAGAUAUAGCGUUCGCAGUAAACGCUGCACCAUAGAAUUAGGAAUAGUCUAUGAACAACAAUUAGCAUCUAAGUUCAAAUUAACAGGGUAUUCUGAUUCAGAUUUUGCAAAUGAUCUUACUACGAGAAGAUCUACAACAGAGUAUGUGAUUACUCUAGUUGGAGGGCCAAUAACUUGGUCAUCUCAUAGACAAAAGAUAGUGACACAAAAUACAACCGAGGCUGAGUAUGUUGCUGCCGCUGCAGCCAUUGUUUGGCUAAGAUACUUAUUAAAUGAUAUGGAAUAUCACUGUGUUGGACCAAUAAAACAAUAA
Molecule: messenger RNA, 360 nt
Organism: Cataglyphis hispanica
Lineage: Eukaryota; Metazoa; Arthropoda; Insecta; Hymenoptera; Formicidae
Exons: 2
Coding region: 1-360 (119 amino acids)
Source: RefSeq, a predicted model, not a curated record